AGGAAAACGGCCUGAAGAAGCAACUCACGGUCGCAUUUUUUUAUCGUAUAUCGGUAGUGCACCUGACGGCACGUGUGCUCCGUUGACGUGCAUAACUCCCAAAAGGAAAAAUCCCUUCUCUACCCACGUUAGUUCCGUGCAAACGCAGAUGUCGCUUCUCCAGCGGGUGGUGCAGGCGAUGCAGGAGGUGGCGCCGCUAAGCCUCGCUGAUCAGUCCUGGGACAACGUCGGUGUGCUCCUCGAGAGCCCCGCGCCAAACAAAAAGAAUGUUGUGAUGCUGACCAUCGACCUGACCCCGGCGGUGAUGGAGGAGUGCGUGCGGAAAGGCGUGGAAGUGAUACUGGCCUACCACCCCCCGAUCUUUCGGCCCAUGAAGCGACUCGUGCUACAGGACCCCAAGCAGCGGGUGCUUCUCGAGGCGACUAUGGCCGGCAUGUCCGUCUACUCCCCGCACACGUCCCUCGAUGCAGCGGAGGGCGGCAUCAACGACUGGCUCGCCUCGCUCGUGGCCGGCAGCGGCAAGUACACCGCAGCACCCAUCCAACCCACCGCUGCCUACGCGCCCCAUGCGAAGGAGCAGACGGAGAGCACCGGCAUGGGUCGAGUGGUGCUGCUGGAGGAGGAAAUCGAGCUGACGGCGCUUGUGCAGUCGUUGAAGCGGCAGCUGGAUUUGCCCACGUUGCGCGUCGCCCUGCCGGAUGAAUGGAAACCGUCGCACAAGGUGAGCUCCGUCGCUCUCUGCGCGGGUAGCGGCUCGGGCGUCUUCCGCUCGCUGCGCCGCCGCGUCGAUGUCCUCCUGACGGGCGAGAUGGGGCACCACGAAGUGCAGGCGGCGAACGCGGCCCGGCAGGCGGUGAUACUGUGCGAGCACACCAACACGGAGCGCGGGUUUUUGAAGUCGGUGUUGCAGAAAGCGCUCGAGUCCAUGUUGGAGGGCACGACGGUGUUGGUGGCGGAGGCGGACCACGACCCGCUGGUGGCGUGGUAG
Leptomonas pyrrhocoris is the source of this 988-nucleotide messenger RNA. RefSeq names its product NGG1 interacting factor 3-like protein. Gene Ontology annotation, cellular component: cytoplasm; mitochondrion. Bases 149 to 988 code for a protein of 279 amino acids. The record is from RefSeq and is a predicted model, not a curated record. NCBI's taxonomy places the organism in Eukaryota, Euglenozoa, Kinetoplastea, Trypanosomatida, Trypanosomatidae. The transcript has a single exon.